GCGAACUUCCGGGGCGGGGCGCUAAGAUGGCGGCCACCAAGCGGGUGCUGUACGUGGGCGGGCUGGCGGAGGAGGUGGACGAGAAGGUGCUGCACGCCGCCUUCAUCCCGUUCGGCGACAUCACCGACAUCCAGAUCCCGCUGGACUACGAGACCGAGAAGCACCGAGGUUUCGCCUUCGUGGAGUUCGAGCUGGCGGAGGAUGCAGCAGCAGCCAUUGACAACAUGAACGAGUCUGAGCUCUUUGGUCGGACAAUUCGAGUGAACUUGGCCAAACCAAUGCGAAUUAAAGAAGGAUCAUCUCGGCCAGUGUGGUCAGAUGAUGAGUGGCUGAAGAGGUUCUCAGGAAAGACUCUGGAGGAGAACACAGAGGAAGGAGGAACAGAGGCACCCAAAGCAGAGACACAGGAGGGUGAGCCUCCUGCCAAGAAGUCCCGGGCCAACCCCCAGGUUUACAUGGACAUCAAGAUCGGCAACAAACCUGCAGGGCGGCUCAAAAUCCUGCUGCGGUCCGACGUGGUGCCCAUGACCGUAGAAAACUUCCGCUGCCUCUGCACUCAGGAGAAAGGCUUCGGCUUCAAGGGGAGCAGCUUCCACCGCAUCAUCCCCCAGUUCAUGUGUCAAGCUGGGGACUUCACCAACCACAACGGCACUGGAGGAAAGUCCAUCUAUGGAAAGAAGUUUGAUGAUGAAAACUUCAUCCUGAAGCACACGGGGCCGGGGCUGCUGUCCAUGGCAAACUCCGGCCCCAACACCAAUGGCUCGCAGUUCUUCAUCACCUGUGAUAAAACCGACUGGCUGGAUGGGAAGCACGUGGUGUUUGGGGAGGUGACGGAGGGCAUGGAUGUGGUGCGGCAGAUCGAGGCUCAGGGCACCAAGGACGGGAAGCCAAAGCAGAAGGUGAUCAUCUCCGACUGCGGGGAGUGCGUGUGAGCGCAGGGCUGCUGCCCAGCUGCCGCUGCCAGGUUUGGUGCCCCAUCCUGCAGCGGGCUGAGCGGGGAGGCGGCUGCUGUGGGCGCGUUGUGCCUGUGCUGCUUCCUGCUCCCACUGUCUGCC
Molecule: messenger RNA, 1055 nt
Organism: Lagopus muta (rock ptarmigan)
Lineage: Eukaryota; Metazoa; Chordata; Aves; Galliformes; Phasianidae
Gene: PPIE
Product: peptidylprolyl isomerase E
Exons: 10
Coding region: 27-932 (301 amino acids)
Biological process (GO): protein peptidyl-prolyl isomerization; protein folding
Cellular component (GO): intracellular membrane-bounded organelle
Molecular function (GO): peptidyl-prolyl cis-trans isomerase activity; RNA binding
Source: RefSeq, a predicted model, not a curated record